Molecule: messenger RNA, 924 nt
Organism: Venustampulla echinocandica
Lineage: Eukaryota; Fungi; Ascomycota; Leotiomycetes; Helotiales; Pleuroascaceae
Exons: 1
Coding region: 1-924 (307 amino acids)
Source: RefSeq, a predicted model, not a curated record
AUGUCGUCACAAUCACCCUCACAAUCGAAAGUCGCUGGGAAGAAGAUCCUCAUCACAGGGGCAACGGGCAAACAAGGUGGCGCGGUCAUUGAUGCCCUGCGAUCCAGCUCAACGCCUUUCCAGAUUCUAGCCCUAACGCGCAAUGCGUCCUCCCCCAAAGCGAGAACACUUGCCUCCGAGCCAAACGUUACCGUUGUCGAAGGCGAUUCCACAAACCCAGCACCUAUUUUCGAAAAGCAUAGACCGAUACAUGGCGUUUUUAGCGUUACGGCGAUGAAAAAACCCGGGGAUGAAGAAAAACAAGCCAUGCCACUAAUUGACGAGGCUAUUAAGAACAAUGUUGAGCAUUUUGUCUUUACAUCUGUGGACCGGGGAGGACCUGGACGGAGCGAGCAGAACCCUACGAAUAUCCCGCAUUUCCUGUCGAAACAUAACAUUGAGGAGCAUCUGAAGUCGCAGAUCGCAGCCAAAAAAUCAAAUAUGCAGUACACAAUAUUGCGGCCUGUUGCCUUCAUGGACAAUCUCACGCCGGACUUUAUGGGCAAAGGAUUUGCCAGCAUGUGGGCCGGUUUAGGGGAUAAGCCACUUCAGCUCAUCGCAACGCACGAUAUCGGGCUGUUUGCUGCCAGGGCGUUCGAGAAUCCCGCCGCGUACAAAAACAAGGCCGUCUCUCUCGCAGGAGAUGAGUUAACGCUCGCGCAAGGGAAGAAAGUCUUCAAGGAUACAUUGGGAUAUGACAUGCCCGAAACAUUUGGCUUCGUGGGCAGCGGCAUCAAAUUUAUGGUGAAGGAGAUGAGCACAAUGUUCCGGUGGUUCAAGGAUGAAGGAUAUGGUGCUGAUAUUCCUGCGUUGAAGAAGGAGGAACCCCGAUUACAGAACUUCAGCACAUGGCUGACGGAAACUAGCAGGUUUAAGAAGCAGUAG